Molecule: messenger RNA, 1350 nt
Organism: Owenia fusiformis
Lineage: Eukaryota; Metazoa; Annelida; Polychaeta; Sabellida; Oweniidae
Source: the annotation of a GenBank genome assembly
CGGAUAAUAACCUUUGACAUUGACAGGUGCCUCAUUUAUUUCUGACACAACUUAUCAUUUAUAAACGCUUUUAAUGAACAAUAAAAACGUUAUUGUAGAAGUGCUAUAUUAGGUAGAGACCAUUCAACAAACAGUUUGAAAUGCUAGUUAGGAGCUUAUUACACGUUUCUAUCACAUUAAUCAUCAUUAUUCUGCUGUCUUUCUCUGGGUUAUUUGACUCUGUGCAGACAGAGCUUGGAUUGGAACAUUAUGCUGAGAGACCCAGCCUUUUCUUACCUUUUAUGUCCAAAGAGUGGAUAGUAUGGUUAAAACUCCCAGCAAAUGCUACAGUAAAUAUUGGAUACACCAUCAUUGGACUAUAUUGGUUGUUCUACACAAAUAGAAAUUACUCAGGACAUACAAUACACAUCUAUUAUUUCAAAGUUUUUGGAUGGUUUGGGGUGUUCUAUGGAUUUAUCCAAUUUGCUAGAAUUGUGACACAGGAACAUCGAUACUCUGUAUUGGAUCAAUGGGUGACAUUACCAUGUUUUAUGUGGGUAACUGCAUGGUGUAAGUCAAUAGACCAGGUCCAUAACCCAUCAAGGAAUGCAUUACUGAUAUGCAUCUCCGCUGCAAGUUAUGGAGCUUGUCUGUUCCACAAGUUUGGAUUUGAAUUCAUUCUAGGAAUGCACAUUGCAGCAGCAGUUUUAUCAGCUUUAAGACUAUAUAGUGAUUACAAUAACAUCAAAUCAUUUAAUGCAUUUAUAUAUGCAGUGAUAUGUACAAGUGGUUUUGUAGGACUGAAACUAAUGGACCAUGAAAUUGGAAAACUUCACAUAUUUUUUCAGUACUUCAGUGGACACUUCUGGUCUAAAAUAGCCGACUUCAUGCAGCUAUACUAUGUUCCUGUCUUCUUUGCUGGAAUCAUUGAAACAAAAUUGAAAAUCAACAAAAGUUUGUAAAUCUUGAGUUUGGUGAUGUAAUUUAUUAAAAAAUUCGUAUACAUUUCUUCACAAAUAAAUAGUAAUAUUUUUUAUGGAUUUUUUAUACUUUUUUAAUAAUAACAAACAAUUGAAUAAAAAUGUUGGUAACUAUACCAUCAUCUCAAAAUGUAUAUACUGGUAUAUGUUAACAUUUUAAAAGAAAUAAAUAACUUUUUAUUUUGAUCAAAAGCAGAAUGAUAGUGUUUAUGUUCACAUUUAAUAUGAUAUAUUAGAUCUGAUGACACAACACAUGACAUCUGACUCGGGACCAAUUUAUCAUUGAUAGGUAUAAAGUACCCAUUGGGUCAUUAACAUAAACUUGGUAAAGUUAAGAAUUCAUAAAGUCCAUUGUUCUCUUACGGUGACAUCAUUAUAUCCAUAGUUACAA